Pseudocercospora fijiensis CIRAD86 is the source of this 708-nucleotide messenger RNA. RefSeq lists its product as uncharacterized. The record is from RefSeq and is a predicted model, not a curated record. Bases 1 to 708 code for a protein of 235 amino acids. The transcript has 3 exons. NCBI's taxonomy places the organism in Eukaryota, Fungi, Ascomycota, Dothideomycetes, Mycosphaerellales, Mycosphaerellaceae.
AUGUGUUGUGGUUGGAAAAAGAAGAAGACGGCGGAGUGUAGCUGCAGCAAGCUUUGUCUCGACUUCUUCCUGGUCGCAGGGAAGGGAAGUCGGCAACAGGCAGAAAAUGCACUCCCCAUCCUCCGAGCUGUGACUUCCCCAGGAGAAUUCCACCUGCUCGAAUCGAGAGCAGAGGAGGACGAUGCCCGCUCGUUGAAGAACCUCGUGGCACACAUGACUGAAAGAGCUGAAAGCUUGAUUUUCUCAGGAAGUGUCGAGCGCUGGACAACAGAUGAGCUGCGGGAGCUGGAGGCGCUGCGGAAAGCUCAUGUCGACGAAUACGAGGAUGGCAUGAUGUCGCGACUUCGAGAAAGCACGCCAUUCAUGUUCUGCUUGAUUGCUACGUCCGAUAUCGAUGAGCUCCUGCUAUUAGACGAAUAUCUCCAGCAACAUGUUCGCAGUGAUUUUGACGAGAUCAUGAAUGAUGCUGUUUCCCCUGGCGAGUGUCAGAGUUCAGAUGCUAGCAGCAUGAUAGACUUGUCCAACGAAGACGACACUUCGAUGUUGGACGAAGAUGAGGACCGAGCUUCCGCGCAUCGAGAUUCUGGAUGUGAGAGUGAUCAAGACAUGGAUUGCGACCCAUCCGAAAUGGGCGAGCCACCAGAAGGCGAGGACCAGUUUCUUGAAAUGGAGCUUGCUAGCAUGAUGAUUUGCGAUGCCGAGCCUUAG